AUGAUCCCCCAUUCCUCUGCCGGCGGCCAAUCAUGGGGCCACCCGAUGCGCUCGCUGAACGGUGGCCCUGGUCGAGUUGACCAGGUCUUUGCGCCUGCUCAGCCAGAUCUUCCUGCCGAGUCCUCGCAACCGCAACCCCGCCAGCCGGUCGCCAUCGACUUGACCGCUGCACCUGAAUCGCAAGACCGAGAACCGCCGCCGAAACGACCGCGACUCGAUGUGCCGGGUACGCCGAACCUGGGGGAUACCGGGGCGGCUGCGAACACUGCCGAGUCCAAAGGGACCCCAGGAAGUGCGAGCACGCGACAGCUGCCAUCGUGGCGUGGUCGACCACUGUGGUCAUUCCAGGCCGUGAUGGCGGAGCUCCCGGCCAGCGAGAAUCGCGGCGGCGGCGGCGGCGACGGCGCGUCUCCCUCCAAACCAGCAUCGCCCCCUCCGUUUCCCGCGCAACCUUUCAGUAAUACUCGGCCAACUAUUGCGCAAAACGCGGGUGCAAAGGCCCCUGAGGAUACUCCCGACACCAAGGUUCAAACAACGCCGUAUCGGAUCGAGACUCCGGCGGCGGCACCUAAACUCAAAGGCGAUAAAGUUGCCGACUUCACGCCAUGGACCGGAAACCACCCCGAAGAUCUCUUGAACGAACAAACCGCGAAACAAGGGUAUUAUGAUCGCACUCAAGUCUCCCAGAAUGAGUCCAACACGGCGCGUCCGGCAUUGUAUGCACAGUUCAAACACCGUACUGGCUUGCAGAUGCUCUCGUCUGUAUUCUCGGCCGUACUGGAGAAGCGACAAAACCACAACACUGUUCAUGCCCCGUCUACGUUCAAACCGCCGCCACGGGUCACGUUGACUGACAACAAACGAGAAGCCUGGCUGCGGGACCUCGCCAAUGCGACCGUGCCAUUGCGACGACUAAGCAGAACCAUUCCACACGGUAUUCGCGGGAAGGUGCUCCUCGAUCAGUGCUUGGGCAAGUGGAUUCCAGUGGCACGCGCGGUCUGGUUAGCGAAAUGUGUCGGCGCCAACGAAAUCCGCGCCUUCAAGCGCAAGGGAACAAGCGGCUCCCUGUCUGUCGGCUUGGAGGCGAAGUGGGUACGGGACUGGACCUCGAACGUUCAACAGUAUGUCGAGGGUGUGUUCAGUGCGCCGAAGUCAUCGGACUGGAAGGCCAAAAUGACUUAUGCUAUCGGAUUGACGGCACGGCUCUUCUUUGAGAACCUUCUGGAUCAUGACAGUUUUCUGGACUGGUUUCUUUCAUCCUUUGAAGCCGCUUCCCUUGCCACGGUUCCGGUUUGGCUAUUGAUGCUUGGCAUUUAUUGGAACAGUGUCAUGCGCUAUCGACGCCGAGGACGACGAUUGGCAGAAAUUCUGCUUCAGAAGCUCAAACAGGCUACUGAUCUCCACCGCGAUACCCUCAAACCCCUCCUCGAUCGAUUGUCUCGUUUUAUCAGCAAACUCGCGCGUGAACAUACUUCAUCUAUGAUUCUACCUGCAUCCUGGGACAUAUACAAGUCGCAGGUUUCUUCAUGUCUCAAUUUGGAACAGAAGUAUGAUCGAAUACUUUUCCAAAGCCUUGCGGAGCGCAAUGCCAGAGUACGGCGGCCUCGCCAGUCGAAGGAGGCUGCUCGACGUUCUCCUCAACAACGAAUAAUUCGACUUCUUGACUCGAUUCGUUCUGUCCAAGACGUCUCAUCCGUCUCCUCUGCGUGUUUGGAGGCGGUGGCUGACAGAGCUGCCUUGGUCUCCAAGUUGUUGGAGUGGCUGGCCACACCCUUCCGUCAUGGAAUUUGUCGAGUUUAUAUCGGUGUUCGUCUUUUGCGAAAGUGGAAAUCAUUAGGUGUUGAUGUUGAUGAUCAUAUACUGUCAUUUCUUUCUUUUUCCCAAAGAGAGAGCCCCAAGACGAUGAACAUGGACAAUAUCUACCAUACCAUUUCCGAGCUGGUCAGGUCGCAGACUUUCUCGGUUGGUCGCUAUCUUCAGUGGUUGAUGGCAAAAGGAAUUACAGGUCGUGUUUCGAGCGAAAAACAAAUGGUGCACGAUUUGCCUAGCGAUAUCGGUUUGAUAAUUCAGCUUCCUGUCAGCCGAUUGCCUGAGCAUGUUAGCAACUUACGUGGCACUUUGUUGACGCGCAUGGGGUUGUCUGUGUCGGAAGAGGCCGCGGUCACGGCAAGUAUCAAGAAGCUCAUCAGUCGCCGUCUUCCAGCUAUAUUUGAUACGCCGGUGGAUGACAAGGACUCGUUCGAUGAACUGGCCGCAAAUUCAAGCUGGGCUGUCAAGGCUGAUGUAGGCCAAUGGCUACGACGCGCGGUGGCCGAAUAUACGCGCAAUGCCACUCACCCAAGCCUCCGCGCCUCUUUCUCAUCCGACCCCAUGGUUUCCUCAGUCUCCGCCCUUUCACCGAACGAAUUUUACAUAAUCCGCGACAUACUCGAGAAGUUCGGUGACAUUUCUAUGCUUGCCGAUGUGUUGAGAAUUGCCUCGAGUUCCGAAGACUGUACGGUCCUUGCAUCCAUCGCCGAUACGACGAACUGCCACUUCGACUCUCUUUGCGCAAUUGGUGCCACCGUCGACCUUUUCCGAAAGCUUGUGGAUACAUAUGCCAAUCUCAAACGGUUCGGUAUCCCGAAUCUCGACUUGAUGUUCUCGUUAAUUGAAUUGGGUAUGCGCGUUCCGAAUGAGCUCAACACGGUUGCUAUUCUUCGUCAAGACCUCUUCCGCAUGGAGAACAGAUCGGUUGUUGCCGCUUCUUCGCCCGUGUCCGAUCACAUCCCGGAUUUCUUUGGGGAUACAGAUCCUCUGUUCCGUGAAAAGUUGGACCACUUGCUCUUGACUGGUAGUGUCAUGGACGAAACAACACUCGACACGAUCUUCAACACCUUGGCCAAGCAUCUCGAAUCCGGCGAACAUGAUGAUAAGCUUUCUGCAAAUGACACUUGCAGGUAUCUGGCGCAGCUGCGAUCCUUCCAACCGAAGCACUUUGACGGAAUUUUGGCCCGCUGGGUUUGCGGUCAUCUGCGAACUCCGGACCGGUGUACCCUGCUCCGUAUCCUUCCUCCUCUUAUCGGAGUUGGCUGUGUUACCAUUCGUUCUUUCUUGUGUUUGGUGAAAAGAAUUUCUUAUUCUGCAAAUGCGAUUCCAAAUGCAGCAAAUCUUCCAACAGACCUUGUCAAGCUUCUUGUCGCUCGUACUGAAGAUGACGGGUUUCUUGACUUGGUUUCAUAUCGGUUCCGUCUCGCACAACAAGAGUUCCUGACCAAAGACUCCGAGGAAGCUCUCCGGAUUGUCUGUGGUGCUGCGGCAUCCCUCGAAAAAUCCGAGAUUUCUGCCCAGGAUGAAAAGCUGGAGACUUCGAUGGUCAUGCUAUUGCGAGAGCUCCUUGUGCGAAACCCUGGAUGUUCCAAUCAGGCGUGCGUGCAAAAGCUCCUGAAUCAACAUCCCGCUGCUCUAAAUAUGCUUCGGAUAGCACUCAACGCAUUGUUGAAUGUUAAUUCAGGAAAGCCUUUGCCAGAUAUCUCCACAGUACCCCCUCACUCUUCGACAGAUCACAACUCUGUGGUCUCAGAGGUUGAGAAGCUUGCUAGCAUAACGGACGAUUUUUCCCUUCCGUACUGUCAGUUGAAACUCCAGGUUCUUUUCAAUGCCGACUCUGGGGACGACACCCGAAACAAUUUUGUGGAUGCCGUGUUCAAGACUGUUGUCGCAGAUUCUCGCUCACAGAAGCCGCAUUGGGUUGAUCUUGUUACUCUGAUGAACCCUGAUGCAGUCCGUCAAAUUCGUGAGCGUGCCGAAAAAGAAUUUUUCGCUGUCCCUGUGCUUGAUGAGCCGACGAAGGAGUCUUCGCCCUCUCUACGGAACAUGGGAACCCUUGAGACCGCCAAGCUAUACCUGACCAUUGUGGAAGAGCUCGCCAACAGCAUACCUGAAUCCGGGAGCCCGGCUGUUGCCUCCGCUAUUGUGGAGAAGAUGGAUACACUGCUCCAAAAGAUUAUUACUGCUCAGCCCAGUUCCAAUAUCUCAGGUGAAAAGCCAUCCGGGGUUUCUCAAAGCCAAGCACGGUCUAAUUUCGAGCGAUCUCUCGCCUUUUGGUUCUCGGCGCUCUUGCGCAUGGUUGUGCUCCACCGCGCCUCGUUCAUGCAGCCGUUCCCCGCAGUCAAGUUCAACUCCCCCCAGGAGCAGUCACGACUGCUGAUCUCCAUCUUUUGUAUUGCACUCUCUCGCCUUCCGGGUGACGUGCUGCGUCUCUUCCCUGGGGCUGACUACUUCCCUCGUCCCAACGCCUCCGAAGACUACCGACCUUGCCCGGGGAUUCUGUUGCAGACUCAUGCUCUGGACGUGGCAGCCUCAUUGAUUGACGUUUUCCCCGACGAGGUCCGCCACCAGUGUGCUCGUUUCCUCAAAGAAAAAUGCCCACCCUUCGUACUUCUCCUAAACGAUACUCGCUUCCUCUACCUCCUCGGUCCCAUCUCCGACUCCUCCUCAACGGCUGCCCUCCAAUCGACUUCAGCCCCUUCUCCCGCAGCCUCGGCAUCCACACCUACUCCGUCCGCCAACACCACAUCCACGCUAACCGGACCAUCCGCCGGAAUGGACGAGAGCACCAGCUGCGCUGCCAACCGGCUCCGUCUUGAGCACCGUGGCCGUAUAGUCGGGCCGUACCCGAUACGCUCUUGGGAGCUCUUGGAAGACGCUGCACCAUUUGUCGGAGUAAACGACACUGCUGUGAACCUAGGCUAUUUUGACGCGAGACGUGUCAGGGCCUAA
This is a messenger RNA of Penicillium argentinense, 4761 nucleotides long. RefSeq lists its product as uncharacterized. Gene Ontology annotation, molecular function: transcription coregulator activity. NCBI's taxonomy places the organism in Eukaryota, Fungi, Ascomycota, Eurotiomycetes, Eurotiales, Aspergillaceae. The transcript is spliced from 5 exons. Bases 1 to 4761 code for a protein of 1586 amino acids. Gene Ontology annotation, cellular component: mediator complex. The record is from RefSeq and is a predicted model, not a curated record. Gene Ontology annotation, biological process: regulation of transcription by RNA polymerase II.